Molecule: messenger RNA, 1971 nt
Organism: Prunus armeniaca (apricot)
Lineage: Eukaryota; Viridiplantae; Streptophyta; Magnoliopsida; Rosales; Rosaceae
Source: the annotation of a GenBank genome assembly
AUGGAGCUACCUAUACCGAAGGAGGUCAUGAAGAUAUGGAAUGAAUGGAAUCUGAGGGGCUGUAUUAUCUUGAGCCUUGCACUUCAAGUUUUCUUAUUUUUUUGUGCACCACUCAGACAAAAAUGCAGAAGCAAAUUGAUUGUAGUGUUGAUCUGGUUUGCGUACUUGCUCUUCGACUGGGUUGCUGCGGUUGCAAUUGGGGUAAUCACCAAAAGCCAGGGUGACCCUUGUGACUCUGGAAAGAAUAAAGACCUUUUAGCAUUCUGGGCUCCAUUUCUUUUAGUUCAUCUUGGUGGCGCUGAUACUAUUACUUCUUUUGCUCUAGAGGACAAUGAGUUCUGGCUCAGGCAUUUGAUUCAACUCAUUCUACAAGUCCUGGCAGCUGCUUACAGCUUCUAUAUGACACUUUUUGAAAACAAGCUUUGGUUCCCAACAGUCCUAGUGUUUGUUGUGGGAACUAUCAAGUUUGGGGAGAGAACAUGUGCUCUGUAUCUGUAUCUUGCUAGCUUGGACCAUUUUGGAGAGACUGUAUUGCCAGAGCCCGAGCCUGGGCCUGACUAUGAAGAGGCUGUGGAAAUAUACUAUACAAUGAGGUCAGUCGAAGUUCCAACACAAGUAGAGCUGCCAAUAAGGCCAAUGCACAUUGGGAAUUAUAAGAACCCCAAAUUUACAGUUGAAGGAGUUCUUAAAGAAUCUGUAGAUGACGUGCAGUUACUGCAGGAAGCAUAUCGCUUCUUUGGAAGUUUCAAAGGGCUCCUUGUUGGUUUCCUUCUGAGCUCCAAAGUUCAAGAACGCAGCCGAGAAUUUUUUCUCAAAAGAACCCAUGUUAGUGCUUUUCAAUUGAUAGAGUAUGAGCUCAGCUUCAUGUAUGAGGUUCUCCAUACCAAGGUGGUUGUGGCUCAUCACAAAGUUGGGUACAUUCUCCGCUUACUUACCUUCUGUUCAACAAUUGGUGCCUUGAUGUUAUUUGCUUUAGUUGGAAAACAUAAGUUUGAUAAGUUUGACAUUGCUCUUACCUAUGCUUUGCUUAUUGGGGCCAUAAUCCUGGACACUCUGUCUGUGUUGAAUCUCAUUUGUUCAGACUGGACAGUCAUUGCCUUCAACAACAUCUGGAGCAGAUCAUAUAUUGGUGCAGUGAUAUUGAAACCGAAAAGAGGAAGGUGGUCUGGAUCGGUGUCCAAGUAUAAUAUGAUAAGCAAUUUCCUGGAUGAGCAUCCAGAAUGGGUGUACACUUUUGCUGGUUAUGUGGGCGUUGGAGGAAUUCUAGAUAAAAUAAAAGUCUGUUUUUUUUCAACCUCAGAGGCAGUCACUGAAGAUGUCAAUAAAUUUUUGUUCAAGCAGCUGAGGAUAAAAUCUUUGGAAGCAAACAACAGAAGAGCUGCCAUGGAGGCAUCUUCACAAAGAGAAAGUGUUCUUCUGUGGCACAUAGCAACGGAACUCUACUUUGCGAAAAAGAAGCACAACGCUGAUAAGGAAAGAAGAGAAAUUUGCAAACUACUUUCAGAUUAUAUGUUUUAUCUUCUGGUGGUGAUGCAGCAUAAUAUGAUGGCCCCAUUUUUGGGGAAUUGGCAUAUAGUCUUCCAGGACACACGUGCAGAGGCCAAGAGGUUCUUUUUCAAGCACAAAAUAACUGAUCAUGGGAAAGCUUGUGAAAAGAUUAAUGCUGUGGAAGCCAAAUUCAGAUCAGCCGCUGUGAAGGGUAAAAGCAAAUCUGUGUUGUUCGAUGCAUGUUUCCUAGUAAAACAGCUUGAAGAGGUCGAGGCAGACCCAUGGAAGCUAAUGAGCCCAGUGUGGGUGGAAUUAUUGUCAUAUGCUUCCAUUAAAUGUAGACCAAUUGUGCAUGCUCAUCAACCAAGUAGGGGUGGAGAACUUCUGACUUUCACUUGGCUACUGAUGAAUCAUCUGGGCUUGGGAACACAAUUCUAUGAGCUGGAAAACCAAGCUGGAACCAAAAUGGUGGCAGUUAAGUAA